AAAAAAAUUGAUAAUAAACCUAUUUUUCUCUUAUAUAAAUAUAAAAUUGUUUUCAUGAACUAAAUUGUAAUGAUAUGCAAUGUGCUAAACAGAACUACCACAGUGAUCGAUUUCUGUUAAAAAUAGAGAUGAGUUAACUACUGGAUGGACAUAACAAACAGUUAAUCAAGCAAACAUUUCUAGCAACAAAGUAUUAUCUAUCUCAGCCAUAGCAAGGGUGUAGGAUUUAGAAAAUAACAAUUAUUUUGUUAAGUCAUGAUGGCUUACACAAAUGAGGUUAAACAGGGGCUACUUCCUAAUUAUUACGAUAAAGAAAAUUUAGGAGAGGAUGAUGAAGAUGAUGAGGAUAAUCAGUUCAUCAUUUCUCUUGAGGACAACGGUGAAGAGGAUGGACUUCUCUGCAGCCCUGAAGAUGUUUUACAAUAUAACCCAUCCUUAUGUCAGAUACCAACCACAACAAUAGAUGAACAAAUUCUAAGGAAACCGUUAGUUCUCGAGCCUUCUGAUAAAUCUUCUGGCUUGGAUACAGAAAUCAUCACAUUUCCAGCCCAUUAUGCUACAAAAAAUCAAGGUACUGUUGUCAACUCUACAUCUCCCUCAAAUUUUACAAAUCAGAAUGCUCAUUCCAUAAUAAUUCAAGGUCACACUGCUGAAAGACAAUCAGAAAUAAUUCCAUCUGCAUUUUCAAAUUCUGAUUUUACUGUAGUUAGGUCUAAAGAGAACCCUGCUUCAUUAGCUUCACUUAAAGAUAUAAGUUCUCUUAACUAUGAACUUGAUUCUCAAAGAAAUAAAAGUUAUAAUAACUUCAGUGGAACAGACAAGGAUAAUUACAGUGGUACUGCAGCUGCUCCACUCAAUUUAUCAACUUCACAAAAAGAUUAUAACAGAACAACAGUACCUAACAAUGAGGCAUUGUUUUCCAAAUCACCAAAAAAACUAGGGACAGAAUCUUGUGGGAUGCUUUUAAAAUGUUUGAUUAAUGGUUAUUCUUCUGACAAAUUGGAAAAAAGUAAUCCACCGACAGCUGCUUCCCUUCACCCAUAUAAUUCUACCUCAAAUAGUCACAAUCAUGUUGGGGAACCCUUAUCUUCCCUCCCAGCACAGCCUACUGUUCACUCUCCAUCUCUAAGUGCCUUAUUAUCCAGGGCUGCAACAUACCAGUCUCAAUUUAACACUGAAAAGUAUAACGUUCCCACAUUGUCAGGUCCAUUUCCAAGGAAUGAAACUCCUGAUUCUAAAACAGAGAAUUGUACAAGACUUCCAGAUAAUCAUUCCAUUUCCACUGACACAACAAGCUGUACUUGUAUUAUGUGUUAUAAAGGUCGUGGAAUAUUUGACUCUGAUCCAACUGUUACACUGCCUAAACCUCAAGAAGAAGUCUCAUUAAAAAGAAAAAGACCUUGUGUUUCAAGUAGAGGAGAAAAGAAACAGCUUCGCCAAUUGGGUAUCAAAUCCUAUCAAAUCCAACCUCCACCACCAAUGUCCCAAAUAGUAAAUGGCAAUUUAAGAAUAAAUAGUUUAAAAACACCCCCUCAGAUGACUAGUUUUCCUCAACCUUUAAGCAAUGUUGCAAUGCCUAGUUAUAUGUUGCCACCUAAUAAAUCAGUUUUAGGUCCUGCAGAAGCACAUAAGCAUAAUAGUCAUAGUUUAACUAGUCAUAGUUUAUUAGGUCGUGUAGCAAGUACAACAUCUCCUCUUACAAAAUUAACACUUUCUGUGACUCCUCAAGUCACUUCGCCUUUUACACCCACAACACAUUCCAUUUUAAACUCUACAUUAUCCAGUCCUGUGUCUAGCUCUGUUACUUAUAAGAUAGUACAUGUUAGUCCUGAUGAAGUUAUCCUCUCUACAUCAAACUGCACAGCUCAGUCACGUGAACAAGUUCUAGGAAUACCUUCUACAGUUAGGCAUCCAGUGGCAUUAAACGCAACAGAAGUAAAUCUCAAUUCACCUCUAGUUCCUCAUUCUCCAUCUAAUGCUGGAAAAAUAAACCAAUCAGAAUCAUCCAUAAAUACUAAUGAUACUGGAAAAAUAAACCAAUCAGAAUCAUCCAUAAAUACUAAUGAUAAUUUAUGCAGCGCAUCAGAUUUAAAUAAACUUUUAAACAAUGCUGACAAAAUUGACCUUAGUACACCCAGCCAUGUAAUUAUUCAAACUAGAAACAAUAAAAUUGCAGUUUUAUCUACGGCAUCAUUUGAUAAAACAUCCAGUAAAUCACUCCUGAAUUCAUCAUCUUUCCGAAAUCCACAAAGCACUCCAGCAGUAAGCCUGUCAUCACCAAGUUCUUCAUCCUUGGGUAAUUUAAAAACCUCUCAGCUGUCACCUCAGACACUGCUGGGCAUUAUUAGUUCACACUUACAUGGUCAACCUUUUAAAGCCAGGGAAGUUACAGAAGAUAAAGGCAGCGUUUCCUCCCAUGUGGUGGGAUCAAACAAACCAGCUGCUCCGUGCCACACAUUAAACAUGGGUGGUAAAGUUAAACCAACAACACACACUGCUGCUGUUUCACAACCAACAGUUUCAAGCCACAAAGACAACCUGAAUACCUUAGGCAGCAGAGUUGAAGCAACAUUGACAUACACUGUUGCUUCACUACCAGCUGUUUCUAGUUACAAGGAACCAUUUGGUACUCCAGCCUGCAGAGCUGAAUCAACAUUGACAUACACUAAUGUUGCUUCACUACCAGCUGUUUCUAGUUACAAGGAUCCAUUUGGUACUCCAGCCUGCAGAGCUGAAGCAACAUUGACAUACACUAAUGUUGCUACACUACCAGCUGUUUCUAGUUACAAGGAUCCAUUUGGUACUCCAGCCUGCAGAGCUGAAGCAACAUUGACAUACACUAAUGUUGCUACACUACCAGCUGUUUCUAGUUACAAGGAACCAUUUGGUACUCCAGCCUGCAGAGCUGAAGCAACAUUGACAUACACUAAUGUUGCUACACUACCAGCUGUUUCUAGUUACAAGGAACCAUUUGGUACUCCAGCAAGCAGAGCUGAAGCAACAUUGACAUACACUAAUGUUGCUUUACCAACUGUUUCUAGUUACAAGGAACCAUUUGGUACUCCAGCAAGCAGAGCUGAAGCAACAUUGACAUACACUAAUGUUGCUUUACCAACUGUUUCUAGUUACAAGGAACCAUUUGGUACUCCAGCAAGCAGAGCUGAUGCAACAUUGACAGAAGCAAAUAAUGCUUGCGUCAAGUGCCAAGAAAACCCCAUUCCACAACCACCAGCAAUAGGAUCUUCCAAAUCUUACCUUGAAGACUGGGUUGACAGUGCUAAAACGUUUUCUUCACAAAAUCAUAAUCAGGCUCAAUUUUUACAAAAGAAUAGUGAUAUAGAUCAAUCAGCUGUCAGUGGAUGUUAUAGUACAACAUCAAAUCAGUGUAAAACUAAUGUGAAAUUGGAAAAUUCUUCUAUUUAUAACUGUGACAUAGAGUAUUUCCCAAACACCAGCAAUUCAUGGACUAAAAAGGAUAACUCUGCUACUAGGCUGGAUCUUCCCAGGUCUCCCAGAGUUUCACAGGCUCCAAAUGUUAAACCCUUAAUUCACAAUGAACCUGAUGAUAAAUCAGAUGAUCCUGUUGUACAGCCUCCAGCAGACAGGGUAACAGAAAGAGCUGGUACACACCAACCUGUAAUAACAGCUUCACAGAGUAUUCCGAACCUUAAUCCUGUCCUUAAUCAGCCAAAUGGUUUAAUUAACUCCUUAAAGAAAGGUGUGUUUUCAAGCAGGCAUCCUCAGUUUAAAAAAUCAAGGCUGAAAUCAGUUGUUGAUAUGCAAAAUGGAACAUCUUCAACUGUUAUUUCAGGGUCAGAAGGUAUCAAGUUGAAAAUCAGAUUAAGUGAAAACAGUAAGUCACCUAACAAAUGUAGUAUUGAUCCAUUGAUUACUAAAGCAGGUGUCUCACAGAUCUCAUUGAAUGGAGAGGAAACUGGUUCUCAUCUGUUGCAACAAGUUGCUGGUAAAAUUGAGACUGUAAACAAAGAAGCUGUAGCCUGUGACAGAGUUGAGACAGCAGAAGAAAUGUUCCAGCGCUUUCAGGAGCAGGCAAUGCAGGAAGUGUUCAAGGCACAACUUGGGGUAGGCUCAGUUAGUCGCAGCCUGCGGCCGACAAGACAUAACCUGGCAUUUUUGGACAAACCUAUAGAAAGGGAUCAGUCUAAAAAGAAAAAGUAUGAGCUAGAAAAAUCAGUUGUUGACUGUGGUUUGAAGGUUAAUUCAGAUGUUCCAUGUAUCAAUAAAGAAAAUUUGGAGGAAAAAGAAUGCAAGAAAAGGAGACGCUUGUCUGAUGAACCUGGUCUAGUUAAAUUUCCAAGGCUGUCUAUUAAUGAUUAUCCCAGAUUAAAACAAGACAAUAGUAUAUCCUACCGUAAAAGAAUUGUAUGUUCUAACAUACUAGCUGGCCACAAGGUGUAUGUUAAGUUUAAUACAUAUGAAAAUAUGCAUAGUGGCCGAUGUUUCCUGGUGCCUUUUUUCAACAUUGGUGGCUCUCGUACACAGUUUGAUGUGGAAGACAUGGAAUAUAUCAACCAAGCUGUUGCAGAGUUUGAAAGAGAGGAGAGAUCAUGUGCACGUCAUUUACUAUAUUACACUCGUGAAGGAAAUAAGGCUGUGUUCCUGAGAAAAGAGACCAAUCUCCAUACUUAUCAGGUGUCAGAAAAAAACUACAAGAAGUGUAGCUUUGUUUUGGAUGGUUUCAAAAGGGAAGCCCCCAAACCAGUGGAACCUGUGGUAGAACAGUGGAAAGUUGAUCAGUCUGUGGAUAUAGAAAUAGACAGAGCAGAGGUGGAUAAUGAGAUAGAAGAAAACUUUGAAUCUCUCAUCAACAUGAGCACUGAAAAAGCUGCUGCUGUACACACGUCCCCAGUGUCAAACUGUAGGCGCAGGUAUAGUGUUGACAGCAGCACAUGUGGUGCUGAUUCACCCGCUGACAUGUUAACUCAGGAAACAGUAUUUUAUCACCCUAAGGAUUCUGGAGAUAAAUUACCAUUUAGUCAGUUGCCUAUUUCAAAUACAAGUUCUCAAAGAGUAACAUUGCAUCAGUUGUUUAACCUUGAAGAAGACAGUACACACACAGUAACCCCGCCUAUGACAAAGAAAGAUAGUGAAUUAGAAAUACAUGUGUUGAAUCCUUGUUCUUUAAGUGUUUCGCCUGAUAAGCAAAAAUCAUUAUCUGGAAAAACAGUUGAGAAUGGGUCAUACUGUUCAGUAUUGCUCAGUAACCUCAACACAGUUAUCAAAAGUGAAGUCAUUGAUGAUAGCUAUGAAGAAGCAAUCAAUAUAUACACUUCCAGUGUAGACCCUUUUCUUGUUACAGCUGAAGAUUCUGUGUUAAAAACACCUGCUAACAUAAAACAAGAAGCUGUGAAUGAUGAACAUAUAACUUCUGAGGCUGAUCAACAACACUUUGAUCAAGCAACCUUUGAAAACCAAAUUGACAAAACACAAGGAAGUCCAAAUCCAACACCAGCUGUUUCACCUAAACCUAUUUCCAGCAGUGAACCAAUAGACAUGCCCAGUAAUGAGAUAACUGCUGGCAAAGACAAGAGGCCUUGUCUUGAAGAUCCAACUCUAGAUUCUUCCUCUCAGAAAACACAAGAAUUAGAUCCGUCAUUAAAAAAGACACCAACAGAUACGGAUUCUCUUCUAUCACCUGUUGAUAGUGAAUUAGUUGAAACUGAAUCCCUCCCACCAUCUUCUUCCAUAUCAGAAUCCAGCGAGAUUUCAACAUCAAGUGAAAUAGAAGACUCUGGUGAAGAACUUGAAGAUGAUUUAUCUAUGACAGGGUCAUUGGCAGACAUGAAUGAAAGCCAGCAUCCUGUUCAGAGCAAAAUCACCAGUUUAGUUGAAUCUCUCAGGCAACGUUUAACACAGGAAACUCCUAACCUCCCCCCAUGGUUGGCUGGCCAACCCCCACCCUUAAUUAAAGCUAAAUUAAAAAAGAAGAGAUUGAGAAAUAAAGAAAAAUCUACAACUAAAGUAGCGUUAGUAGCAGAUAAUCAACUACCACAGGAAGGUGGUAAUGAAUGUUUGCCGUCCAACAUUUCACCACCAGUUGAACACAUUCAAGUUGAAACUCCUGUGUCUGACACUUCCUCAAUCUGUACACUUACCUGUUCUGACACAACAAAUUCUACCAUACUGGUACCAUCUACAUCUGCCACCUCACCAGAAAAUGAACCGUCAGUUGAAAAUAAUGCUGAAACCUCUGCUUUGCUGGACACAAGGUCAACAGAAAUAUCAACAGGGUCUAUGCACCUACCUGUGAUACGACCUGUAGAAAACAUUGUUUUAACACAACAGCAACCAGUUGCUAGUCCCAAGACCUGUGAAUAUCUAACAACUCACAAUGUUACCAGUGUUGAUACAUCUACUAUACCUAGUGUGUUUGGGUUGAAUACACCAAGUAGUAGUGGGAUGGAACCUAGUGCAGAAGCUGUGCAGAUUGUAGUACCUAAACCCUUGUCACCAACUAAUAACCAUAAGAUGCACCAAAGUGUUCCACUGUGUGAUUUUAGGCCCAUUGAAUCCACCCAUUCCACACCAGGUCUUUGUGAGACUGACCUUACAUUAGCAGAUAACAGCACGGCUCCACCACUGGCUGAGACUGCUGGCAUCUCCACUUGCUCCACACCCAGUGAUUUUGAAAUAGAAGUUGGUACAGAAGAGUUUCCAGAUGUUUACCUGUCCUGCCCGUCUCUUCUUCCAAACCUGGACUCCCUUCCCUCUUCUAACAGUAAGAUAACGUGGAGAGCCUUUAGUAAACCGUAUAGCAUUUUAGUAUCCCAAAACCAUUCUUCUGAAUCUUCUUCAAGAUUUUCUCCAAUAAGUACUGGAAGCCCUGCCUCUUCUUUCUCCCCAACCAAACUUCAGAAUACACAAAUGUGCCUCAAUAAAAGGAAUGCAAAUCAAAGAAGUAGAUCAAAAGCAAGAAGAAAAUUUCUGUCCCGGCCUAGAUCUAAUAAAAGAAGAGCACAGGCUAAAGAAGCUCAACAACUCUACCUGCCCACUGUAUCUCAGGAAUCAGAGUCAGUCACCAGCUACUUGAGUAAAAAGUUUUCCUCCUCUGAUUCUAAGAUCAAAGGGCCAAGAUUGUUGUCUGCCAACAAAACCCCAGUACAGAAGAAGCAGGAGACAGUAACCAACUCCAUGCCUGACAACAACACUCAAACACAGAAGCAACAAGAGGCUGUUGGUAGCUCCAAACUGAUUGUCCCUGAGCCUAUUAGCACAGAAGAAUUGUCCAAGACACCAAGCCUCAGUGAGAUAUUUGGGAUAGACAUUAAACCUGAGGCCAUUCAAACAUCUUCAGCAGCUCAGUACAAGCUGCAUAACAACAUAGCAAGCUCUGGUCAAGACUCUAGAACUUCCACUGGUACAAAACAGGUGGCUAAAAAGAGAACGUCCAGAAAAUGCAAAAGAAAAAAGGGAUCUAAAGUGACCCCAAACCCAACAGAUUUGAAUACAUUUUCUGAAGUAUCAUGUGAUCAACCUAAGGUAAUACAGUCAGCAAAAAGAAAUAAAGUGCUCACCAAAAAUAACGUACAAUUAUUUAAAUCUGCUGCUAGAAAUACAAUAAGUCAUGACGAGUCAAAUAAAGCUAUUAUAUCUAAAACAACUGGUCAAAUUUCAGAAGAGCUGUUGUCGGGUUUUCCCAGGUGUUGUGUUAUUGUCCACAAAGUUGAAGACAUGCAGCUAGAACCAGGGUCUAGUGCAGGUACUUACAUAAUCAGGAAAAACAGUGCUGCAUCAGUUAACAGCAGUUCAGCUGUCAACACCAGUACUACAGAAGUCUACAGCAGCACAGCAGAAGUCAGCACGACAGCAGUUAAGCUGGAACCAUUGAAUGCUGAUACCACCACCACCACCAAAACAUCAUCUAAGAGAUUAUUUAAUAGUAGAAAAAAGAAACGAGCUUCAAGAAAGUCUGGUCCCCGGCCUAAAAAGGACAUUGUUGAAUAUUAUGCUUCUAUGCUGGAGUCUUUACAGAAAAAGGCACAGCAACUAGAAGAAGAAAGUAAAAAGCAAAAGGAAGAAGAAAGUAAAAAGCAAAAGGAAGAAGAAAGUAAAAAGCAAAAGGAAGAAGAAAGUAAAAAGCAAAAGGAAGAAGAAAGUAAAAAGCAAAAGGAAGAAGAAAUAAAAGCCAAAGAAGCAUUUGAAAAACAAUCUAAUGAAAAGAUGAAUUCUGAUAUCUGUGCUGAAAAGACAAAUGAAUCAGAAGAGAAUGUUGAAAUGACAGAGAAAUCUGAUGUUUUAAAUGAAAGCACUGAGGAAAUGGGUGGGACGUCAGACACAAACAAAAACCCAGAACUUUUUCCUUUGUGUUAUAGUAAUAAAUCACCUUCAGUCAACAAUGUCCAUGAAAAGAAAUUCAGUGAUAAAAAAUUGGAAGAUGUAAAAGAUAUAGAUGAGAUGAAUGUGGAUGAGUUCUUGGGGCAGAUGGAUGAAGAUUUGUUGAAUCAAUCGGCUGAAGAUGAUCUGCUAUGUAACACAAAUGGAGAAGAGAAAGAAUUAGAUAUGCUAUUAACAGGGCUCAGUUUACCUGGUAAAAUUCUGAAAGAUAGUUGUACAGAUGAAACAAAACUGUUAGAGAACAGUGAGGUGGUACAACCUGGCAGUAAGAAACCUGAUAACUUACUAGAUAUGGAUAUAGGCAUGUCUUGUGUAAUAAAUAAACAUCAAGACAUUACACAAGUACCAUGUCCAGCUCAAGAAAUGGAAGCAAAUUUUGGCAAAAAAGAUAUUUUAUUGUCCAGCAAAUUGGAUGAAGAUAAGAGCAAUAAGCAGAAAGUGCUUGAUGAGGAGGAUAUGUUUUUAGAAGCUGACGAGGAUGACGAUGACUUUGGAAUAAUACCACAGAUAGAUGUGGAAAAACUGCUGGGGUUGGAUGAUAAUGAUGCUUGUAUGGAUGAAGUUACCACAGAAUCUAGAGAUGUGUUUGCUGGCAAUGACCCUUUGAGGAUAAAAAAUGUGAGGGAGGAUACCAGUACUGCUGAGUCAAAAAAUAGCCAGGCAGAGAAAGUUGAAUUAUCUGUCAAUGGAAGUAUCAAUGGAGAGACACAGCAGGAUGAACCAAGCCCACCAGCAACUGUGUGGAAAAAUAUCCUUGGACAGAUAUGUGACCAGAUGCAUCAAGUACAGCCUAGUCCUUCUAACAAGCAGGCAAGUGUAGAAAUUAAACCUUCUACCAAGUUGAGUAGUUUGAAAUUUAAACUAAAACUUCCAUCAGGGGCCUUGAUCAAAUCAUUACAGUUAUCUAAGGAAGUUAAAAAUGUAUUUGGAGAAGCAGCUUCAGAGGGCAACUCCCCUACUGAAGAAUCUCCACCUGUCACAAUGAAAUCUCAGCUUAGUGAUGUUGAACAUGGAGCUAGAGGUGAUUCAUCAAGUCUUGAUGCUAAGCCACCUAUACCAAAAUUAAAGGUUAAACUUCAUAAGGAAACUUUAUGUGCAAUUGAAAAAGCUAAAGCCCAAUUUAUCUUGACUAAGAAAAUAGAAAAGAAAGUCAAAGCAAAAUCACCAGUCAAAAGAAACCGUCAACAGGAUCAACAGUUUGAGCAAGACAUGAGUUUUUACCUCAGAACUUCCAAAAUUCCACUUGCAACAUCUGCGAAGGCAGAAGAUACAGCUAUGGUGUGUAUUUCUUCUGGGGAAAAUCCUUGCAAUAACAAAGGUGAUUCCAAUUCAACUUUAACAGAAGAGUUUAAAAAAUCUAAGAACAGCACAACAGUUGUGUCCUUGCCUGAUCACUCUAAUGAUAGUGUUACUUCUUGUAACUCUCAUGGGAAUGAUCAGAAAAAUGAAGGAAUCUUUUCUAAUGUGAAUAUGUUUAAAGAUCCGACAGAAGGAACUGUCUGCACUCAGAUAAACUCUCAGCCCAGCAACAGUGUGGUACCCAAUGCACCAAAGAAGCUCAACUUGAAUAUAGAUAUAAGUAAAUUAAAGAUGAAACUUAAAAACCCUAUGUUGUCAUGUCAUUCAAAGAAACCUUCUCUAGACCAGGCAAAUCAUUCACCCCAACCUACGGACAUGGCUCUUUCAACAAGCAACCAGGCAGCAUCCAAUGGUCAGCCCAUCUCACCUGUUAACAUCCCUACUUCUGUACCCAGUGUUAGUUCUAAACCAUUACCUGUAUUCAACUCAGCUAAGCUUUGCAAUCUCCUCAAAAACAUGCAUAAAAAGACAAAAGAACCCAGCUCAUCCCUUGAAAAUACACCUAGUAAGUCCAGUGACAGUAUCCCCUCCCCUGCUUCUGCACCCAAUACAUCCACUGAGAAGGCAGGGCGGGGACCUAGAAGAAGUUUAAGAAAUAGCCCAGCCUCCAGUACACCCAUCAAGCCAGUUAAAAAUACAAGGAUAAAAACUAGGUCCAAAGUUGUGGAAAGUUCAACGUCUGCAAACAUUGCACCCUGCGUGCCAGUACCUCCAAAAGAGCAAGAGGACAAAGGUGAAAGAUCAUUUUUUGACUGUUUGACUAGUGUUUUGGAGGGGCAGCAAAAUAUUUAAACAGAAAACAUCAGGCUACUUAAAAGUAUUUUAAUUUUAGUAUUGUACUUAAGAUAUUUUGAUGCUAGGACAAGAGAAAAUUAACUAACUGAAAGAGAAAUGUUUUUAUAUGAUUUUUGCUGUUUCUUUCACAAAAUCAGACGUGUUAGUGAAUAGAUUUUUUUUAAAAACUAGCUCACACAUCCAUGCUUUUUUCUGUUUUUUUUUUUUUUUUGGUUCCUUUCAUCAGUAUGAAUAGUAGGUCAAUCUUCUGUUUCAUGAUCUUUACUACAAUACUUGAAUCUAUAGAUUAUGUUCAAAAUUGCUAAGUGUGCUUGCAAAGGAGUUAAAGUAUUUUUGUAAUGUGUUUGUAAAAAUUAGUGAAACUGAUUUAAUAUAAGUUGAUUUUUAUGUAUAAUUUUCUCUAACCUGAAAAUUGUUCCAUGUAAUAUUUUACCCUUUAAAUUCAAGUAUAAAAUUUUGGUUAAUUUUAUUGUGCACACUCUAGGUAACAGGUAUGCUUUUUAUUCCUAACAUGAGGGUCUAUUUUGUGAUCAAAGCAUGGUUGUUCAAGUACUUUAUUUGUUUUUUAAAUUCUUGUUAUACAUUGGCUGUGUAUAUAUAUACCUAUUAUAUAUGUAAAUUAACAUAUCACAAAUAAGCAUUAGUAAUGUCCAGAAACCAUAAGAGGUACCAUUAUAUAUAUACGGUGUUUUUCUUUUGAAUUUUAGUCAUACUUUUGUAGUAUCUAGUCGAGUGAUCCUAACAAAUGGUCUAAGAACCAUGAGCAUUUAAUUAAAUGAAAAAGGCGAUAUUGUUAAACAAAAAUCCAUGUUGCAGUGUUGCAACCUAAAUUGAUGUUGCUAUGUAUAAUGAUAUCAGCAUUUAUUCUUCUGAUGUGUAGUACUUGGAUUGAUGUGUUGUAGCCUACUUGGAGGUGAAUCUGAACUGUGAAUCAGUACUGUUUAAGUUCUCCUAUGUUUUGUUUGAUGUAUCUGUACUAUAGUUCAUGCUUUCAGUGAUGUUUUUGGACACUUUCAUUAUGCUCUAUUUCACUGCUAAAUUAUUUCUAACCAUAUUGUUGAUACAUUUUAUCCUUUGGGCAUUUUUUUUAACUUUACAUAAGAUUUAAUUGUAAUCAAAACUAACUGAAAACUGUUAUUUCACCUUUGAAUUGUAAAUGAUGUAAAUUAUUAUUAAAUGUAAAUAAGUUGUAUUAUUGUGAUAUAUUGAAUUGUAGCUUCUUUCAAAAGAAAUCUUCACCAAAAUGUGUUCAGUAAAGAAAAUAACUUUGAUC
Physella acuta is the source of this 11782-nucleotide messenger RNA. RefSeq lists its product as uncharacterized. NCBI's taxonomy places the organism in Eukaryota, Metazoa, Mollusca, Gastropoda, Physidae. The record is from RefSeq and is a predicted model, not a curated record.